CGUGGCCGAGGCUUCGAGUUCUGCUGCUGCGCCAUCCCGCUCAUCAACGUAGGCGCCUACCUCGUCGUAAUCGAAGUGGCAGUCGUCUCCUUCAUCAUCGGCAUCCUCGCCCUCGCUCCACACGCGAUCACUGCAGGCGAAGGCGUCAUCCCCUCGUGGGCCAAGGCCAUCGUAGCUGCCAUCGCAUUCGUCAAUUUCGCCUGGCAGUUUGUCGGCCUCGUAGCUAUCAAGCGCGAGACGACUGGCCUUUACCAUGCGUACGUGCGCAUUACCACCCUUCUCACUCUGGCCGUCAUUGCAGUCACUGUAGCCUUUGCGGUCCUCUCCGCAGUCAAGCACUCAGACGCCCAUCAGACGUGCAUCAACAAUUACGGUGCCUUGCCCUCCACCACCUCGUCCGGCUUCACCAACAGCGACAUCCAGCAGAACUACGGCGAUCAGAUUUGCAACUACUUCAUCUGGGCCCAGACAGGCGUCAUGUUCGGUUUGAUCGUCCUCUUUGGUCUCAUCCAGCUCUACAUGAACUUCUGCUCGCGAUCCUACGGUGCCAGCCAACGAUCU
Molecule: messenger RNA, 561 nt
Organism: Jaminaea rosea
Lineage: Eukaryota; Fungi; Basidiomycota; Exobasidiomycetes; Microstromatales
Exons: 1
Source: RefSeq, a predicted model, not a curated record